This is a messenger RNA of Orbicella faveolata, 678 nucleotides long. RefSeq lists its product as uncharacterized. The record is from RefSeq and is a predicted model, not a curated record. NCBI's taxonomy places the organism in Eukaryota, Metazoa, Cnidaria, Anthozoa, Scleractinia, Merulinidae.
UGACGCAGCUGAUAUCGAAGAGAUGUGGGGACGAUUCAAGGAGGUCUACAACGAGAGUGCCAAGAAGGUGCUGGGAGAGAAGAAGAGAGUGAAGAAAGACUGGAUCAGGGGGAAGACCUACAGGAAGAUUGAAAAGAGACGAGGGUUAAAGGAGAAGAUGGGAUGUACACGGUCUGCCCGCAUGAAGGAAAGAACUGCUGUUGCAUAUGCUGUGAAGGACAAGGAAGUGAAAGCCAGCGCUCGGGCAGACAAGCGGAGAUGGUUGAACGACUUAGAAGAAGACGCUGAGACAGCAGCCAGAAACAACUGCAGUGGUGACCUGUACCAGAUCUCUAGAAAGAUAGCUGGACAAGGAAGGAAAAUGACUACCAUCAAAGAUAAAGAGGGCAGGCAUCUUGUAAAUGAAGACGAAGUCUUUCAAAGGUGGAGGGAGCACUUUAAGGAAGUUUUGAAUGUACAACGACCUGACAUACCCCUACCAGUAAUAGAUCAAGCACCUGAGGUUAUCACAAGCAUCGACACUGGUGACAUCUCAAUUGCUGAAGUUAGGAAAGCGAUCCACCGUCUGAAGAAUGGCAAGAGUUCAGGGAUAGAUGGCAUCAGUGCCGAGUUGCUCAAGUGCUCCGAGAAGGAUGCUGUGAAACAACUCCACUUACUUUAACACAAUCUGGAAAGACC